Colletotrichum costaricense is the source of this 1047-nucleotide messenger RNA. RefSeq lists its product as uncharacterized. The record is from RefSeq and is a predicted model, not a curated record. The coding region runs from base 1 to 1047 and encodes 348 amino acids. NCBI's taxonomy places the organism in Eukaryota, Fungi, Ascomycota, Sordariomycetes, Glomerellales, Glomerellaceae. Gene Ontology annotation, molecular function: ubiquitin protein ligase activity; zinc ion binding; ubiquitin conjugating enzyme binding. The transcript is spliced from 3 exons. Gene Ontology annotation, cellular component: ubiquitin ligase complex; cytoplasm. Gene Ontology annotation, biological process: ubiquitin-dependent protein catabolic process; protein polyubiquitination; positive regulation of proteasomal ubiquitin-dependent protein catabolic process.
AUGGCCUUCCACGGCCAGGGUGCCUUCCCCCAUCAAAGGAGACCCAUCCAGAGGCAAGAACAAGAGCGCCCUGUAGACUGCCAGAAGUUUCAGGCCCCAUCCUUCUUCGAAAUCAAACCCCUAAGUAGCUGUCGGCACCCCAACAUCCAUCAACAUUCGAAAACCCACGCUCGAAGCAUCAAUAUCAUGGAGGGCAAAAAGGACAUCAAGGAUUGUGUCCUCUGCGGUAAGGCCUGCAAGAAAGCCACCCGCAAGGAUUUCUCCUGUGGUUGUGAUCCCUACUGCACCACCUGCGCGACCGCCUACCUGAAGUCGUGCAUCUCGAAGCCGUUCCGCAAGCCCAAGUGCGACGGCGGCUGCGGAUCCCAGAAGCCCUUCCCCGAUCUUUGGGCCCGCCAGUUGCUCCGCCGCAAGGAGGCUACGACCUACUUCGACCUCGCCGACGAGGCCGAUGAGGUCUCCCGCAACGCCGCCUUGUACUGCCAUGACACUGCCUGCGGCCGCUACAUCCCGCUUCGUUACCGCUUCGGUCUGAACAACGUUGCCGGCACCGUCAGCGGCACUGGUACUUGCCCAUGCGGAAAGCUCACCUGCAUUGGAUGCGGCGACAAGGUUCACCAGGGCGAGACCUGUGCCGAGGUUGAAGCGCGCUGGAAGGCGGAGGGAAAGCUUAAGGAGGAGCUUGAGCGUCAGAGUCGUCGUACCAUGGAGCAGUUGACCAUCAAGCAGUGCCCGGUCUGUCAGUCCCCUGCUGAGAAGGCUGAUGGUGGCUGUAACUACGUUCAAUGCGCGUCUUGCGAGAACACCUUUGACUGGGACGAGGCAAGCGUUAUUGACUACAGCAAGUACGUCGACGACAAGCCUGGCGAUGACAAGCCUGAGGGCAUCGAGUCUCGAACUGAGAAGCCUGCUUCUGACAAUUUGGAGUCUUUCGAAUUUAACCCUUUCGAGGACAAGCCCGCCGAGAACGGAUUCGCCGAGAGCAACGCCGCCAACGGCAACUCUUCCGAGGCCAUGGCUAUCGAUGAGCCUGCCGAAACUAUGUAG